ACUUAUCAUAACACCUUCAGGUUUUGCCAGAAUCCUCUUGCUUAUACUUAUGUGAAGUCUGUGGGGUCCAGCUUUCCUCAGCCCAUCCAAGUGGAGGCCUCUGCCUUGAACAUUGCCAAGUGACGUAGAAUCCCCGGGCCCCGAGGCCCCUCAACACUUCCUGUGUGGGGUACAGAAACCCGCCUCCCUUCCCAGCCUCAGAUGUCUGCUUCAGAAAAUGAAUUAAUAAACUGACUUACCUCCGCCAUCUUAAUCGAGCAAGCAUCCAGUGAGUGAAAGAAGUAUGCAGUCGAGCACUCUCUGGAGGGUUCUGGGACUCUGCCUACUGUCAGUUGGCACUUGGGGACAGGAAGAUACUGACAAAACUGAUAAUGAAACACCGAAUCAAUACAGAGUCUCCAUCUCAGGAACCAGGGUAGUGGUGACAUGCUUUCUGGAUCCUUCAACAGACCCAAUAAAAUGGGAAAAAAUUGAUGGAGAAGAAUCCGGUGAAAAUGAUGAACAACUAAUAAUUGAGAACUUUUCAGAAGUGGAGCACAGUGGUUAUUAUGCCUGCUAUAAGAGUGACUCAGAGAAGAACCAUUAUCUCUACCUGAAAGCUAGAGUGUGUGAGAACUGCAUGGAGGUUGACCUGACAGCCGUGGUCACGAUCGUCAUAGUGGACAUCUGCAUCACUCUGGGCUUGUUGGUGCUGGUUUAUUACUGGAGCAAGAAUAAGAAAGCCAAGGCCAAGCCUGUGAAACGAGGAACCGGAGCUGGGGCCAGGUCCAGGGGACAAAGCAAGGAGAGGCCACCACCUGUUCCAAACCCAGACUACGAGCCGAUCCGGAAAGGCCAACGGGACCUGUAUUCCGGCCUAAAUCAGAGAGGAGUCUGACGGCGCCAGAGGACAAUGCUCAGGCCUGGCUCUCCUGGGGCAUCCUGCUAUUCCUUUUCCCCUGGGCAAGUCUUGGACCCCACAAAGAGAAUUGUUCUUCAGUCUCAUGGUGAAUUCAGGCCCUACAGCCUUGUCCCUUGCUCCCCUCUUCCUGUCUUCACUGCUGGCAUCCAGUUGUAGGCUAUUGCUGCUUUGUUGUCCUUUGAAACAGCGUGGCUACUCAGGCCCUCACACCUGGCCUGCCCUCUUAUCAGCAUAUUUAUUUCUAUUAUUCACUCUCUGCUGACUCUUCCCCCUACGUGGAUGUUAUUUCUGCCUUCAGUACCCUCUUUUUCCUCCAUAUAAGUUGCCCCUUUCCCCUAACAAUUCCAUGCAACUUUUUAUUUUUCUGGCUUUCUCUUUUCCAACCUUCUGUGGGGAAGGACUGGGUAAAGGUUGACAGGGGCCCUGCCUCAUUCUCAGAUCCAGGUCCAGAGUCCACCCUGAGCCCCCUCCCUAGUCUUCACUGUAGGCCACUGUAUGAUAGAAAAGCAAUAAAGUAUAUUUGGGCUGAAA
Molecule: messenger RNA, 1432 nt
Organism: Heterocephalus glaber (naked mole-rat)
Lineage: Eukaryota; Metazoa; Chordata; Mammalia; Rodentia; Bathyergidae
Gene: Cd3e
Product: CD3 epsilon subunit of T-cell receptor complex
Biological process (GO): positive thymic T cell selection; cell surface receptor signaling pathway
Cellular component (GO): membrane; external side of plasma membrane; alpha-beta T cell receptor complex
Molecular function (GO): transmembrane signaling receptor activity
Source: RefSeq, a predicted model, not a curated record